AUGGCUCCUCAAUACCCAAAUAUCUCUUCUCGUCGCUCGAGACCACGGCAAGCAAGGCCGCCCUUGCGACCGUCUCGCGAAAGAAGCGACGCCGCUCGACGCCUCGGACAACACGCGCUGAGGUAUGCGGCGAGUAGAUACCCUCAACAGCGCGAGCCACAGAGCAGUGGCAACAGAAAUGGCCACAGUGAACAACGGGCAAGUCAGACAAACCAGCACAGCGAGGGUGGCUCAGGGAUCGGCCAGGCCGCCAUGAGCGUCCUGGUAGGCCAGCUGCUGGAGGAGGUAAUGGAUUACGUCGUGCGCCACAAUUUCUUCAGGAGGCAGAGAACCUCAUCACCUACAGCAAACAACACCACAGCCACAGCCACAGCCGCCACCCCUUCAAGAUCGGCCGAGCAGCAGCCGCAGGGGCAGCCGCACUUAGAACAGUCCCACUCCCAAUCCUCCUUCGAGGAGAGGCAGCGACGUCGGCGCCACAGGCGGAGCGAGGUGCUCAUGACCUCGCUGGACCGGCUCUCAUCCGAGCUGGAGACGACGUACGAUGCCCUGAUGAGGGUCAGCCAUGACCCCCGCGCAGCGGAAGUUACACCGGACGAUGAGCCGUUCAUUGCGAAUGUGGAUACUCUGCGGCGGGCCAUCACGCGAAGCCUAGCCAGGAUAGAGUCGAUCAGACACCAUCACAGGGCUAGCAGGAGGGCGUCUAGGAGUGGAAGGGCUACGAGACUGGGGUCGACGAUGUCUAGGGGUGGGUCUGAUGUUCGGUAG
Molecule: messenger RNA, 768 nt
Organism: Diaporthe amygdali
Lineage: Eukaryota; Fungi; Ascomycota; Sordariomycetes; Diaporthales; Diaporthaceae
Exons: 1
Coding region: 1-768 (255 amino acids)
Source: RefSeq, a predicted model, not a curated record